Yamadazyma jaroonii is the source of this 1260-nucleotide messenger RNA. NCBI's taxonomy places the organism in Eukaryota, Fungi, Ascomycota, Pichiomycetes, Serinales, Debaryomycetaceae. The record is from the annotation of a GenBank genome assembly.
AUGGAGGACCAAAUAAAAUAUUUGAUAAAUAUUAUAAAAGGCAACGAUUUCCAUGAUGUUAAACCUCCUAAUAUUUAUAACAACCUUAAGAAAAUGUUAGGUAAACCAUUGGUUGCUAACGUUGAUUAUGAUUCUGAGACAUUGGAGAAACAAUCAGAGGUUGAACUGAUGGUCAAUGGAAUAUAUCAAGACAUUUUAGAUAGUCAUCGUCAUAUUAAUAAUCAUUUUGAAAUAGAAAAACAUGGUGAGUUUGUGAAUAGAAGCUUAACUAUACCAUUACCUGGAUAUUACAAGGGAUAUGAUGCGAAUCAUUCAUGGAUGUUAUACUGGUUAACUAACGCAAAUUGCUUAUUGGGACAACAAGAGAAUGAACUCGAAAUGAAGGAUUUGAUCGUAGAGAAGAUCAAGACUUUAAUUGUUGAUAAUGGUAAAGGAGGUAUUAGUGGAGGUGCUAACCAAUUGGGACAUUUAGCUUCUAGUUAUGCGGCAAUAUUAACACUUGUGUUAGUUGAAGAAUUUGAUCUCUUGAAGUCCAUAAGUUCCAAUUUAUAUCAAUGGAUGAUGAGUUUGAAGCAAGAUGAUGGGUCUUUCAUUAUGCAUUAUAAUGGUGAAGCCGAUACUAGAUCAAUGUAUUGUGCCCUCGUUAUUGGUUCUUUACUUAAUCUUUUGAAUGAUGAUUUCACUCAUGGAUGCUUAUCUUGGGUUCAAAAAUGUCAAACUUAUGAAGGUGGUUUUGCUGGUGUUCCUGGUACUGAAGCUCAUGGGGGUUACACUUUUUGUGGGGUAGCAUGUUUUUUCUUACUUAAUAAAUCUCUUGAUAACUUAAAUAUCGAUAAAUUGAUUAGAUGGUCGGUAGCCAGACAGUAUCAAUUGGAAGGGGGAUUGAGUGGGAGAGCCAAUAAAUUGGUAGAUGCAUGUUAUGGAUUCUGGAUCGGUGGAGUUUAUGCCAUGAUAGAAACAUUCAUAAAAGCUCCUAUCUUCGAUAGAGAUUCAUUGAAAAUUUAUCUCCUAAAUUGUGCUCAAGAUUCUGUAAAGGGAGGUUUCAAAGACAAACCCAAUACAAGAGUAGAUUUCUAUCAUACUAAUUAUUCAUUACUAGGUUUGAGCUGUUCAGAGUAUAACUUCGAGUCCGGAGACCUUUUGGCUUAUGACUUCAAAACUAACGAAAUUAAUGACGACACCAAUGUGUCCCCAAUAAAUCCUGUCUUUGGUUUACCUCAUGGUAAAGCUGAAGCUUGUAGAAAGUAUUUUAAUAAUUAA